GAGAUGAGCUUGAGAGGGUUUUCUGAAAUAGGAAAGUAUGUUAAGGUAAGAUAUCUUAAUAUCUUUCUCCAAAUUUCUAUUUAUAUUGACAAACGUCAAAUCCGGGUGUAAUACUAUUUAUUAGCAAGGUGCGGAAGUCAAUAGCUCCGAUUAUCUUGUUGAUGUGAAUCGCUUUCCUUAUUAUAAAAUUGCUUCGAUCGGAGGGUUGAUUUGGGUGGUAAUUCCCUACACAAUGCUACGCUCUAGUCUCUUCCAAGUAGUUGGGGUAUAUCAAAAUCAAUUCCUUCUGCCUGCAUUUUUCCCACAGAUUUGCCCAUAGAUGCGUCAAUGAUGUUUGGAUUGCAUCACUGCCUUCGAUUCUCUAUCUCCCAAUCUUUACAAACCCUAACACUUUCUACCCGCUCGAUAUCAAGAACAGUGAACUCGAAGGCCGGAUUUCGAACGGUGGUGAGUUAUGGGGCCUCCUCCGAUUGUUCGAAGAAGUUCCUGUUCCGUCAGCUUUUCGAGAAGGCGUCUUCUACGUACACUUAUCUGCUUGCUGAUGUCUCACACCCUGAUAAACCAGCUCUGUUGAUUGAUCCCGUAGACAAAACAGUGGAAAGGGACCUUUCGCUAGUUAAAGAGUUGGGUUUGAAGCUUAUUUAUGCUAUAAACACCCAUGUCCAUGCUGAUCAUGUCACUGGAACGGGCUUGAUAAAGAAUAAGGUUCCUGGUGUCAAAUCUAUUAUUUCAAAAGCUAGCAAUUCCAAAGCUGAUCUUCUGAUUCAAGCUGGUGAUAAAGUAUGUUUUGGUGAUCUGUUUUUGGAGGUUCGCGCUACUCCUGGUCACACAUUAGGAUGUGUUACCUAUGUUACAGGAGAAGGGCCUGACCAGCCUCAACCAAGGAUGGCUUUCACUGGUGAUGCUUUACUGAUACGCGGAUGUGGGAGAACGGAUUUUCAGGGGGGAAGUCCGUAUCAACUGUACAAGUCAGUGCAUUCACAGAUUUUCACAUUGCCCAAGGAUACAUUGGUCUAUCCUGCUCAUGAUUACAAAGGAUUCACUGUUAGUACUGUGGGGGAGGAGAUGAUGUACAAUCCUCGGUUGACAAAAGAUGAGGAAACCUUUAAGAAUAUCAUGGAAAAUUUGAACCUAGAAUAUCCAAAGAUGAUUGACAUAGCUGUCCCUGCAAAUAUGGUCUGUGGCUUGCAAAAUCUCUAUGCAAAGCCUUCUGAGGCUGUGUCAAAGUAGGCGUGACAAGGUUUGAACUGAAGGAGAGCUCCACUUGUUAAGUUCUCCAAGAAAUUGCCAUUUUCGACAUGUAUUACAGAUUGGCAAGGGGAUGAUAGAGAUACUAUGCUUGUAUUUUGGUUGGCAGUUACGUAUGUAGACUAGGUAGUGUGAAAAUGUGUAUUAAAGUACAAUCCAAUGUGAAGAGUUUGACACGAAGUAAAUGUUUUUAGUAUUAAAUAUUGUAUCUUAUGUUUUCAACAAAUAUUCACUGGUAA
Messenger RNA from Malania oleifera, 1487 nucleotides. Its product is annotated as persulfide dioxygenase ETHE1 homolog, mitochondrial. NCBI's taxonomy places the organism in Eukaryota, Viridiplantae, Streptophyta, Magnoliopsida, Santalales, Ximeniaceae. Gene Ontology annotation, molecular function: sulfur dioxygenase activity. Gene Ontology annotation, biological process: glutathione metabolic process; hydrogen sulfide metabolic process. The transcript is spliced from 10 exons. The record is from RefSeq and is a predicted model, not a curated record. The coding region runs from base 328 to 1230 and encodes 300 amino acids.